Molecule: messenger RNA, 1299 nt
Organism: Penicillium manginii
Lineage: Eukaryota; Fungi; Ascomycota; Eurotiomycetes; Eurotiales; Aspergillaceae
Exons: 3
Coding region: 1-1299 (432 amino acids)
Source: RefSeq, a predicted model, not a curated record
AUGACUGGGGAAAAACCUCGACCACUCAGUCACCAUCUUGCAACAGCAAGGAUAUGGCGAUACCCUUCACUAUGGAGCAACGCCGACUUGAGCAGACUCGGGUGUCGGUUCGAAAAUGUCGAUCCAGACUAUGUGGACUACAACAAGGAUCAUAAAUGGGUGGGCAGUGCACCCUGUUCCCGACUGGCCACUGUGAGGCAGCCCAGUCUCGCGGAGAUGUUCGCCAUCCACCCUCAUCAUCCCACACGAUUGGAAUGUCUAACGGAGAUCCUGGCCUGGGGUCCUUCAUGGACAAAAGGGCCCUUUCCAAAUUUGCGCGAAGGGCGUCCAUUCUUCUUUCAAAAUGUCAACAUCCGCCGAAGCUCGAAUGGUGCCUCACCAAGGUACAAGAUAUUCAGUCACCGCAAGCACAUCAAAGCCCAUCUAGCAGAGGAUCCACCCCGGGUAAUAGGCUAUCUGAACUACGAGGAGAUGUGGAAAUUCCGAGGUCGUCAAUCUGAAUCGCGUCGCCACCCUCGCUUGGAACAGAAAGUCAUGGGCGGAAAGGCUGGUCCAUCUACGCUGGCUAAUUGGAGAACAGAGCCAUUCUUGCUCUUCAUAUUAUUAGGCAUAGCUCAAAUCCACCGCCUCAAGUACAAUGAUGCAUCGUCCAACGGAACACUUACAACCCGUCUGCUAGUACACAACUGGCUCAAUGAUCCAAGCCACAUAUAUCUCUACGAGGUAACAUGGGAUACAGCUCUCAUCGACGCUUUGAUACACCAGGGCAAAACCAUCUCGGCAAUCAAACCAUUCAAUAUUGUUUGGAAACGAAUAUCCCUCAAGCCGUAUGAAUCUUUUCCUCGUCGACUUCAUGAUAUUCUUUUAAAUGGCUCAAUACGAGCUCGCCUUUUGGGCACAAUAGAGAAUAUCCCACAGCUUCCAACCCCGAACCCUACAGAAACUCCCAUCGAGAGCACUCGAAAACAACUUGAACUCGACAACUUGAAGCUCCAAUCUCACACUACCCAAACAAAACGAAAAAGAAAAUACACCGAAGAUGCCGAAACUUCUGAAGAUGACGAGAGAUGGAAAGGGAAACGCCGAAGGUCCGGAGGUACCGUGGAAAGACCCAUCCCUUACCAAAAAAGAUACAAAGCGAAAUUCGAAAAGAUAUCGACUGCAGACAGCGAAUAUAGUAGCGAGGAAACGGCAGAAAUCAAAGGCCCUGUCUCGGGACGCACACGGUCAAAACAGUCCAAAUUUCAAGCCAAUUCCGCAAGGGAAAAGACGAGCUCCAAGAAUAUGAAAAUGAAGUAA